Molecule: messenger RNA, 1020 nt
Organism: Bactrocera neohumeralis
Lineage: Eukaryota; Metazoa; Arthropoda; Insecta; Diptera; Tephritidae
Gene: SpdS
Product: spermidine synthase
Exons: 2
Coding region: 66-941 (291 amino acids)
Biological process (GO): spermidine biosynthetic process
Cellular component (GO): cytosol
Molecular function (GO): spermidine synthase activity
Source: RefSeq, a predicted model, not a curated record
CACAUUGAAGCAAAAGUUAUGGCAGUACUGUUGUGGACUACUGUGAAAUAGAGUGUGUUUUCAUAAUGGUGGACCAAAUCUUAAAUGGGUGGUUCAGCGAAAUUCAAAAUGAAUUGUGGCCGGGCCAAGCAUUUUCAUUAAAACUAUCGAGAGUUCUUCAUGAAGAAAAGUCAAAAUACCAGGAUAUCAAAGUACUAGACACUGCCACGUAUGGGACAUGUUUAGUUUUGGAUGGAAUUAUUCAGUGCACUACUCGGGAUGAGUUUUCCUACCAAGAAAUGAUAUCAUUUUUACCGUUAAAUAGCCAUCCUGCUCCGAAAAAAGUUCUUAUUGUGGGAGGUGGUGAUGGAGGUGUUGCGCGAGAAGUUUCGAAACAUCCUUUAGUUGAAGAAAUUCAUCAAGUAGAAAUUGAUGAAAGAGUAGUAGAGUUAUCAAAAGAAUUUUUACCAAAUAUGGCCUGUGGAUUUAAAAACCCCAAAGUUAAGCUUACCAUUGGAGAUGGAUUUAAAUAUAUGAAAGAACAUGCAAACGAAUUCGAUGUAAUUAUAACUGAUAGUUCAGAUCCUGUUGGUCCUGCAGAAUCAUUGUUUCAAGAAAGUUACUAUGAACUCAUGAAAAAUGCGUUGCGGCCAGGAGGCAUAGUGUGCUCCCAGGGAGGAAGCUUUUGGUUGAACUGUGCGUAUGUUAAAAAGAUUAUGGAUGGAUGUAAAAAGCAUUUUACCAAAGUAUCAUACGCUCAUACAUCAAUUCCAUCGUAUCCAUGUGGACAUAUUGGUUUCGUGAUUGGUUGUCUUGAUUCGAAUACAAAUUUCAAAACCUCGUUACACAAUCUCAGUGAAGCGGAAUUGGAAAACAUGAAACUGAAAUAUUAUACCAGAAAUAUACAUUCUGCGGCUUUUUCAUUACCACGAUGGGUAGAAUUAUUUCUCUCUAACAAAUAAGUAGAAGUAAAACUUUAGUUUUGUUUUAGGUUUUUAAAUGAAAAAACCCAAACAAUAAACGUGUUUUUCGCUUCGAAAA